Molecule: messenger RNA, 2267 nt
Organism: Culex quinquefasciatus (southern house mosquito)
Lineage: Eukaryota; Metazoa; Arthropoda; Insecta; Diptera; Culicidae
Gene: ppk23
Product: sodium channel protein Nach
Exons: 3
Coding region: 221-2065 (614 amino acids)
Biological process (GO): sodium ion transmembrane transport
Cellular component (GO): membrane
Molecular function (GO): ligand-gated sodium channel activity
Source: RefSeq, a predicted model, not a curated record
UUUAGUCACGCUAAAUUUUUCGGAUAUUCCUAGGUUUUCCGGAGUCCCAUUAGCGCGUAAGAUCGGAAUCGCCCGAUAAGCCCCAAACAAUGAAAUCAAUGCGCCACAACUAAUCACUGUCCGGCACGCAAUCGCUUUCGUGUAGAACAUGAAACCACUCGAGAGAGUUGGUCGAUUUUCCAAAUUCAGCUUGACAGUAGGCGCGCCGUGACACGUGCCAAUGGCAAACAAGAUGGACGCCAGCUCGAAGAAAGCCCGCAAAAAGAAGCCUACUAAGGUGGAAGCGAAGAAAAAAGCCACCAAAAAGCGGUCGGAUCUGUUCAACGGGUUCCGGCUGUUCCGGAGCAGCCUGCUGUACCAGACGAAGGAGUUUUUCGAGAACUCGACGCUGCACGGCGUGCGGUACAUCGCCGAAGAGGGGCGGCCAUUUUUCGAAAAGUUUAUGUGGUUCUGCUUCGUGGCGACCGGGGCGGUGGCGGCCAUUGUGAUUAUUUUCAGCUUGUGGGAAAAGUUCCAGACGAAUCCGACCAUCACGGGGCUGGACACGGACUUUCACAACCAGGAGGUGAUCUUCCCGACGGUGAUGGUGUGUCCGGAGCGGCCGUACGACGAGCGCAGUGUGCACGAUGUCGCGUACGUCACGCUGGCGAACUACGAGGCCGGGUCGGAACAGUACGAGCCGUUUCUGGAGGUGCUGACGAAGCUGUCGUACGGGGCGGUCAUCCGGGAGGCGGUCGAGAGGGCGGAGAACUUUUCCGACGCGAAAGAGCUGGUCGGGAGGGAUUUGCGGAAGUUGGUGUUUAAGAUGGCGGUGCGGUGUAACGCGACGUUCGGGUACUGCCGGUACAAGGACGAACCCAUUGAUUGCUGUGGGUCGUUCAAGACGGUCUAUUCCGAGCACGGGUUCUGCUACUCGUUCAAUUCGCGGUACAUCGGCCAGGAGCUGGAAGAGGAGCGCAACUCGGACACCAAGUACCUGUACGAGACGGACAAAAAGUGGGGCCUGACGUUCGCUCCGCUGCGCAAGUCGGACGUGUUUGUGCACUCGCACAACGAGAUAUCCGGCUGGGACUUUCGGCCGCAGGUCCAGUGGGACGAGAACUUUGCGAUCGACUUCCUCAUCUCGAUGAAGCAAACGUACACGACGGAGGACGCCCGGCAGCUGUCGAUCGGGCAGCGCAAGUGCAUCUUUCCGGACGAGGUUCAGCUGCGGUACUACCAGGACGAUUACACCUUUUCCGGCUGCAUGAAGGAGUGCCGGCUGAAGAAGUGCCUCAAGUACUGCGGCUGUAUUCCGCCGUUUUACGCGCCACCGGUGAAGAGUCUGCGGCAGUGUGUCGCGUCGGAACUGCCCUGUUUGGCGGCCAACCUCGGAAACAUUACCAGCAUUGGCGGCUGUCAGCACUGCGAGCUGGGCUGUCACAACACGGUGUACGACAUUGAGAAGUACUCCAAGGUAAUGACUACGGAGGCCGGCAAGGAACCGGUGGUAACGAUAGAAUACCUAACCUGGCCCGUCAUCCGGUACAAGCGCGAGGUUCUGUUCGGUUGGGUUGACCUGCUAGUGUCCUUCGGAGGCAUUGCCGGCCUAUUCCUAGGCUUCAGCCUACUAUCCGGAGUGGAGAUCAUCUACUUCUUCACGAUGCGAGCCUGCUGCAUGCUGUACAAGAACCGGGACCAGCUGGUGGCCAUCGAGCAGGAGAAGCUGCGACGACCUCCGGACCGGUACGACCUUGGGCUGCGACCAGACUUCAAACCCCAAAGCGUCGAACCCCAACCCACCAAAGAACCGUCGCAAGAUCUGCGGAACGUGAUCACGCUGUCGCUGGUCGAGCAGGAGUUCAACGCGGUCAAGGUGCCGAAGCAGAACGGGUUAGUUCUUGGAGGGUUGCAACCGGUGCAUCGCCGGCUCGAGCGGCGACUGGAGAAGAUGAACAUCAUGAUCCGGCCGGACUUUUCCCGGCCCGUCCACGUGGCACCGUACAGCGAGCGGAUCAUGCCGCUCGAUCGGAACGUGAUUCUGACGAAGGACGGGAGCAUUUUGUAUAACGGGUAUUUGCCUUGAAUUAGGUUUAACAGCGUGACGUCACGAGCGCACACGCACACACAUUUUUACAGAGACACACGUGCAAAAAAUGUAAACAUUGCAGUCAAGCUGUCAAAUUUCUAACCUCAAAACCGAGUCGGCGUAAACCUAAUUGUUUACUGGUUUAGAUGCUUUGUGUUUUUAUAUUUUGUGUGUUAAAUAAAACGAUUUUUUACUAAAA